AUGGCAGAUUAUCCCAGUGCGACAUCACAGCUGAAUGAAAUAACCGUGACACCAGGCAAAGUCCUUCACGAGUUAGCUACCCUGAAUGGGUUCAAGGGAGCGGGACAGGAUGGCAUCCAUCCCGCUAUUGUUAAACCUCUAGCGGAGAUGCUCCAAGAGACUCUGUCAAAGUUGUUUGAGGCAUCUCUAGAUAAAGGUGAGAUACCAGGAGAUUAG
Molecule: messenger RNA, 216 nt
Organism: Echinostoma caproni
Lineage: Eukaryota; Metazoa; Platyhelminthes; Trematoda; Plagiorchiida; Echinostomatidae
Source: the annotation of a GenBank genome assembly